AUGGAGGCGAUCGUCUACGGGAAGAAGUUCAGGAAAGGUCAAUUCCCUGAGAUCAUAACCUGUCCACAUGAAAUGGUGGCUUUAUCGAUGGCCGAUGGGUUCGCUCGACUAACCGGCAAGCCCCAGGCGGUCAUCGUGCAUGUCGAUGUGGGAACUCAAGCUCUGGGCUGUGCAGUUCACAAUGCCUCGGCCGCAUACUGUCCGGUUCUUAUUUUCGCGGGCCUUUCGCCUUGCACCAUUGAUGGUGAACUGCCCGGGUCUCGGACGGAGUAUGUGCAUUGGCUGCAGGAUGCCAAGGAGCAACGCCAGAUUGUCUCGCAAUAUUGUCGGUAUACCGGGGAGAUCCGCACGGGCAAGAAUGUCAAGCAGAUGGUAGGCCGGGCGAUGCAGUUCGCAACGAGCGACCCGCCUGGACCGGUGUACCUGACGGCAGCGCGAGAGGUGCUGGAAGAAAAGAUGGAGCCCUACACAAUUGAUCAGGCUCAUUGGGGAGCCGUGUCGCCCACCGCGCUGCCGCAGAACGGGGUGGAGACGAUUGCCACCCUCCUGGUCCACGCCCAGCGUCCUCUGAUCAUUGUCGGGCACUCGGGCAGAGAUCAUCAGGCAUUGCCUGCGCUGGUUGACCUCGUUGACAUGGUGCCUGGGGUGCGCGUCUUGGACUGCCUGGGGAGUGAUGUGAGCUUCCCCUUCACCCACCCGGCUUCCUUGGGGUUGGGAAUCGGAGGCCACGAAGUCAUCCCCACGGCCGACUUGAUCCUGGUCGUUCAUGCGGCGGUCCCGUGGAUUCCCGUUCUCUGUCGUCCCUCCCAGCAGGCCACGAUCGUGCACAUCGACAUCGACCCCCUGAAGAACAACCUCAACCUGUGGUAUAUCAACGCUUCGAAGACCUACCGUGCAGAUGCCGCCACGGCCUUUCGACAAUUACACUCGUACAUCGCGAGCACCGAAAGAUUUACCCCGAUCCUCGCAUCGGCCGAGUAUCUCAACCGUGGUGCAGCUACCAAGAACGCGCACCAUGAGCGGCUGGCCGCCCUCGCCCUCGCAGCUGCAGACCUCGAGAACCCGCUAGCUCUCAUCAACAGCCAUUAUCUCGGCCGCCGUCUGCGUGAGACACUACCGCAAGAUACCAUCUGGUGCCUCGAGACCGUCACCAAUGCGAUGCCCAUCACCAAUCAGCUGCAGGUGGACGCCCCGGGACAUCUGGUCAACUGCGGCGCUGGCGGACUCGGCUGGUCGGGGGGCGCUACCCUGGGCGUCAAGCUGGCGUCCGAUUACCUGGCGGGUGGGAAUGGCAAGGGCAGGUUUGUGUGUGAGAUUGUAGGGGAUGGAACGUAUAUGUUUGGUGCUCCGGGGACAGUCUACUGGAUCGCUCGCCGGUACAAUCUGGCGACUCUCACCAUCGUUCUCAGUAACAACGGAUGGAACGCUCCUCGCAACUCCCUGGAGCUGGUACACCCCACCGGGCUGGGAUCGCAGGUGAACAAUCUGGAUCUCAACAUCUCGUUCAGUCCCACCCCGGAUUUUGCCGGCAUCGCCAAAGCCGCAGCAGGCCACCAAGCUUGGGCCGGGGUUGCGGGCAAUGCAGAACAGUUCGAACAGCUCUUGCCUCAGGCAGUGGAAAGCGUGAUGAAGGGCGUUCUGGCGGUGUUGGAGGUCCGGUUAAGCAAGUCCUGGCAGGCUGCCGAGCUGGUGUCGCGGCUGUAG
This is a messenger RNA of Aspergillus japonicus CBS 114.51, 1704 nucleotides long. Its product is annotated as thiamine pyrophosphate enzyme. The record is from RefSeq and is a predicted model, not a curated record. Lineage: Eukaryota; Fungi; Ascomycota; Eurotiomycetes; Eurotiales; Aspergillaceae. Gene Ontology annotation, cellular component: acetolactate synthase complex; mitochondrion. The transcript is spliced from 3 exons. The coding region runs from base 1 to 1704 and encodes 567 amino acids. Gene Ontology annotation, biological process: L-valine biosynthetic process. Gene Ontology annotation, molecular function: thiamine pyrophosphate binding; magnesium ion binding; acetolactate synthase activity.